UAUUUUCCCCAGAAUCCACCAACUAACUGCAUUUUGGGGUGAAAUUUCGGAUGCUUGUCUCUUCUGAGGGUUUAUUGGCAGGGCCCGGGGUUGAAGAAGAGCUGCCUCUAGUCCCGCACAGCCUCAAUCCACAAACCCCGCUGCUUCACUGGGCCUGGCGGUGCGGAGGCGGCUCCCGGACCGGGCGGAGGCGCGCUCGGCGGCGCCGCGUGCGCAUGCUCGUGGCCGUUGGCUGGGUCGGAACCUGGUUUCAGGGCUGCGCAGCCGGAGGACCGUGUUGGGCGACGCACCGGACGUUGGCUGCUGGAGGAGCCGGGAGACGAAGCUGGAGCGGCGGUGGCGGCGACGGCGGGAGGCUGGGGCUGAGGCCGGGGCCGGGGCUGUGAGGCCCGUGGGGCGACAGGCGGCGGCGGCGGCGACCCGGGGCCCGAGUCCGGAGCCAGGAGCGGCCGCCAUGGCCGAGAGCAUCAUAAUUCGUGUCCAGUCCCCAGAUGGGGUGAAGCGGAUUACAGCCACAAAGAGAGAAACAGCUGCAACAUUUUUGAAAAAGGUCGCAAAGGAGUUUGGCUUCCAAAACAAUGGCUUCUCAGUUUACAUCAAUAGAAACAAGACUGGAGAGAUAACAGCAUCAUCCAGCAAAUCCCUCCACUUGCUGAAAAUCAAGCAUGGCGAUUUGUUGUUCCUGUUUCCCUCAAACCUUGCUGGACCUUCUUCUGAAAUGGAAACGUCAACCUCAGUAGGGGUAAAGGCCUUUGGCACUCCCAAUGUGGUGGAGGAUGAGAUUGAUCAGUACCUCAGCAAGCAGGAUGGGAAGAUCUACAGAAGCCGGGACCCGCAACUAUGCCGCCAUGGCCCGUUGGGAAAGUGUGUGCACUGUGUGCCGCUGGAGCCAUUCGAUGAGGACUACCUGAACCACCUGGAGCCUCCUGUGAAGCACAUGUCCUUCCAUGCCUACAUCCGGAAGCUGACCGGAGGGGCUGACAAGGGGAAGUUCGUUGCCUUGGAGAACAUCAGCUGCAAAAUUAAGUCAGGAUGUGAGGGACACCUCCCAUGGCCUAACGGCAUCUGCACCAAGUGCCAGCCCAGUGCCAUCACGCUGAAUAGACAGAAAUACAGACACGUGGACAACAUCAUGUUUGAGAAUCACACUGUUGCUGACCGCUUCCUCGACUUCUGGAGAAAGACCGGGAACCAGCAUUUUGGGUACUUGUACGGACGGUACACAGAGCACAAAGACAUUCCCCUUGGCAUCAGGGCCGAGGUGGCAGCAAUUUACGAACCUCCUCAGAUUGGUACACAGAAUAGCCUGGAGCUUCUAGAAGAUCCAAAAGCCGAGGUAGUUGAUGAGAUUGCUGCCAAACUUGGCCUAAGGAAGGUUGGCUGGAUAUUCACAGAUCUCAUCUCAGAAGAUACCCGAAAGGGCACAGUCCGAUACAGUCGAAAUAAGGACACCUAUUUCCUGAGUUCUGAAGAGUGCAUCACUGCAGGAGACUUCCAAAACAAGCACCCCAACAUCUGUCGACUCUCCCCUGAUGGCCAUUUCGGAUCCAAGUUUGUUACUGCAGUGGCCACAGGUGGUCCCGACAACCAGGUCCACUUUGAAGGGUACCAGGUGUCCAAUCAGUGUAUGGCGCUUGUCCGUGAUGAAUGUCUGCUGCCAUGUAAGGAUGCCCCUGAGCUUGGAUACGCCAAGGAAUCCAGCAGCGAGCAGUACGUGCCUGAUGUGUUUUAUAAGGAUAUAGACAAGUUUGGCAACGAGAUCACCCAGCUGGCCCGGCCCCUACCUGUGGAGUAUCUGAUCAUAGACAUCACAACAACCUUCCCCAAGGAUCCAGUUUAUACUUUUUCUAUUUCGCAAAAUCCAUUUCCUAUUGAAAACCGGGAUGUACUGGGUGAGACGCAGGACAGCAUCAGCCUGCUGCUGGAGGCAGUGAGGACCAGAAAUGAGGAGCUGGCCCAGACGUGGAAGAAGUCUGAGCAGUGGGCCACCAUCGAGCAGCUGUGCAGCACUGUUGGUGUGCAGCUCCCAGGCCUCCAUGAGUAUGGUGCCGUCGGAGGCUCCACACGCGCUGCCACCACCGCCAUGUGGGCCUGUCAGCACUGCACCUUCAUGAACCAGCCGGGCACGGGUCACUGUGAGAUGUGCAGCCUUCCUAGGACCUAGAGCUCCAGCCCUCUGCUGGGUGGACUGGGCCAGCCCAGCCCUCUGAAGCCAGGAGUGUUACGUGUCCCCUGUAUGGCUGAAGCCAGCAGCCCUGCAGGGGCAGAACCAGCUGCCCUGGUGUCCUUGGACCCACCAAAGCUUCUCAGCUCUGAUCCUGGAGUGGUGGCUCUGGCGGGUAUGCUGGGCCUGAACACAGCCAACUGGAAAUGCCAAGCAGCCCUGCCCAGGAGCACCCACCCCACACACCUUGUGCAGUGCACAGCCCCACCAUGGUGGAAGGACCAGGCACCUCCACUUUCUCACCUGGAGGGGGCUCCUGCCACCAGCUUCCCUUUCCCUUCUCAGUGCUUUCUGUUCUGUUCUUUACACCCCACCCCACCCCACCCGUGUGUUUGGUUGGCAGCUCUGGGCUGCCUCUGUCUUCUGUUGCUCUGGCAUAGAGGCCCCUGUCCAAGAGGGCCACAGCCUCCUUGGCUUGACCUGCAAAUUAGCGGCUGCCUUCCCUUCUCUCACCCAGCAACCAGAUGGGAUUUUAAAGUCUCCAUUGCUUGUAAUAACAGUUAUUAGUAAUUCGUGCCCCAGAAGACUUUUAUUUAUUGUUUUUAAGAUAAAACUGCACAAAAGGGGAGACAGACUAGGCUAGUGUCCUCUUUGUCCCUCCUUCAGUGCAGCCCCUCUGGGUGUUCGGGGUGGUGAGUAGGCAGGGGCCCCCGUCAGUUCGCCUCACAAACCUCAGUGCCUGAGACUUUUCUACCAAGCCACACAGGUGUGGCAGCUGGCGAUGUGGGUGGCUGAGCAAGAGUAGUGGUGGCUCUCACCUGGCAGGCAGCCCCUCCAGACAGCUGGGAGGGUGAGCACCGGGGCUUUGCUCCUCUCUCCCCAAUGUUGUCCCUCUCCCCAUGGCUCUGUGCUGUGGCCAUUGAAAUGGGCCUGGAACAGAGCGCCUUGUGGGACCUGUGGGACCUGGGCAGGUGAUAGAUACUGUGUGAGGUCCAGCAACCCAGAACAGGUUCCAGCAGUCUUGAAUGCCGUGUGGCUGGCUUUGGCCCUUUCCCAGGCGAGCGGUGAGCAUCUUAAUGCCUCUUUGCCUUAAUGAGAGCCAAGUCAGCUGUGCUGGCCCUGGGAAAGGCCAGCACAGUGGCAGGCAGUUGGGAAACUGUCACCCUGGAGUAGCAAGCCCACAAAGUCCUCCCCAUCCUUGGUCCUGUGGACAGAAACCUGGCCUGCUUUCCGUGCCAUGGUCGGGCUUUGAUCGGCACCCUAGGUCCGCUUGCUGUGGGAUCUCAUGAAGGCCGAUGCUUCAUUUGCUCCUGGGGCUAUGAGCCUCUUGGAUUAGGUCAGGCCAGGGCCAUUGGGGGUCAGAGGAGGUGGGAAAUAGCCAGGUCAGCAGCCUGUCUGCCAGUGUGCGGGUGCCAAGGCAGGCUGUGUGGCCUGCCUCUGGGAGCGGUCUCGGCUGGGGCUUUGUCCUCCUCUGUCUCACCUGCGUCCUGAGGUCAGCCGUGAGACUGAAUGCUGUGCUGGUUGCUCACUGUGUCCAAGGCCAUUCAUGCCAGCACUGCUGCCCAGCUUGGUCAGGCGGUGGACAGUGCAGGCUUCCAGAAACCUUGCUGCCACUGCUACCAUGGUCUCCUCUCCCACUCACUCUUGUCAUUAUCCACCAAGCUCAUUUCCUUUCCUCUUCAACCAAUAUUUUUCUUGCUCUAAAGUUCUGGCAUCCACAUAGUUCAUGUUUUCUUUUGUCUUUUAGCUAAAGAAAAAGUGUUGUGAUUUCUCUGCUUAUGGUUUUGAGUUACUCUUUGUUCAGUAAUGCACUUUAUUUUAUUGUCCAAAGAGAGUCAAGCAAAUGCUACCAGCUGGGGUGAGCCUGCCAAGGGUUAGGCCUGGCUGCUCACCUCUUACACGGGAGUGGCUCCGGCCCCACCUUGCAUCCCCUGUGGAUCCCCUUGCUCAUGCCAGCAGGUACCAUAGCCCAGAGAGGGGUGCCUGAGUGCACACCUGUCCAGGUGAACACAGCAGCUGCUGAGGUCUGGCCCCGCCCACCCAGCCCACCUCCGACAGUCUGCUCCUGGGACAUAGGUGCUCCGCUUCGGCUCUGCUUUGGGCUCACAGGUGUGUGUUGGCUGGGUCUGGACUAGCAUUACUUUGACCCCAGCCUUGCAGUGGAACCUAAUAAAGCACCUGAAGCGACUGCCCCA
Heterocephalus glaber (naked mole-rat) is the source of this 4359-nucleotide messenger RNA. It is a transcript of the gene Nploc4, whose product is annotated as NPL4 homolog, ubiquitin recognition factor. Gene Ontology annotation, cellular component: nucleus. NCBI's taxonomy places the organism in Eukaryota, Metazoa, Chordata, Mammalia, Rodentia, Bathyergidae. Gene Ontology annotation, biological process: ubiquitin-dependent protein catabolic process. Gene Ontology annotation, molecular function: ubiquitin protein ligase binding; ubiquitin binding. The record is from RefSeq and is a predicted model, not a curated record.